AUGAGAUUCGUCUGGAAAUGCUUCAGGAGCAGGAGCACACCACAUGUACCAACACCACCACCGCCACCCUCACCGUACUCUGUCUCGCGGAGAUGCUUCACUUCCUCGGCGCUUCGACGCCAAGUCAAGGACAUCGCAGAGCUGCCGUCUCGUGUCCAUCCCAAGUUCCAGGGUACGCAAGGCAAUUAAUCGCCGUGUCCAAACAAUUUCACUGACCAUCGACCAGAGACAAGCAGCAAUGAGCUCCUCGCGCUCCAGUGGCCUUCGCCGCCACGCAACAUCCUCCUCGUCCGCAAAGACGACGAUGCCGAAGUCAACCGAGCCUUGAUCGAAUACGCCAACCACAUCCACACCGUCUACCCAGGCUCCUCCCUCAUCUUCGAGCCCUACGUCGCCAACGAGAUCCACGAAUCCCUCCCAUUCCCGGUCCAUGCCGUCCACAAUGGCCAAGGCAACUCCGCCUACGAGGAAAAAGUCGACCUCACCACCACCCUCGGCGGCGACGGCACCAUUCUUCGCGCGGCGUCUCUGUUUGCUACCGCGAAAUCGGUCCCCCCAGUCUUGUCGUUCAGUAUGGGCACUCUGGGUUUCCUCGGGGAGUGGAAAUUCAACGAGUACAAACGCGCUUUCCGCCAGGCCUACGUCUCCGGUGCGCCGCCACCUCUCCCGGCACGCAGCAGCACCGACGAACCCCCCAGGACCGACGGCUGGAUCCAGAUCCGCGGGAAAUCAAUGGGUGCCUCCCGGAACUCCCGGGUCCUUCUGAGGAACCGCCUGAAGAUCGGGAUCUUCGGUCCCGCGGGCGAGAGACUCCCGCAUGAACAACCUCUCACUCACACGGACAAUCAGUGUGGUGAUAUCUUUGCGCUGAAUGAGGUCUUGUUGCAUAGGGGUGCCGUACCGCACUUGGCGCAUAUCACCAUUCUCAUCGGACCACAAGGGAACCAGCGCAUGCUGACGACCGCCAUCGCGGAUGGCUUUCUGGUCAGCACGCCCACGGGGUCAACGGCUUACAGUCUUUCCAGUGGGGGUUCGAUCGUGCAUCCGCUGGUCUCUUCCAUCCUGUUGACGCCCAUCUGUCCGCGGAGUCUCUCCUUCCGGCCGUUGCUGCUGCCGGCCAACACGCCCAUCACGUUGCGGAUUGAGGCCGGGAAUCGCGGGAGGGAGAUUGAAGUCUCGGUGGACGGGGUGCGGCGACGGGAGGGUCUGAAGGCCGGGAUGGAAGUUCGGGUGGUGGGCGAGGAGGUGAGAUCGCGGGAGAGGGAUUGGUUUCGUGGUGUUCCGUCUAUUGUACGCGCGAUCGGGGCGACGGAUGGGGAAGACCAUUGGGUUGGAGGGUUGAAUUCCUUGCUCAAGUUCAAUUAUCCGUUUGGAGAAGACGGGUGA
Messenger RNA from Lecanosticta acicola, 1386 nucleotides. The record is from the annotation of a GenBank genome assembly. Lineage: Eukaryota; Fungi; Ascomycota; Dothideomycetes; Mycosphaerellales; Mycosphaerellaceae.